Messenger RNA from Centruroides sculpturatus (bark scorpion), 563 nucleotides. RefSeq names its product Down syndrome cell adhesion molecule-like protein Dscam2. Gene Ontology annotation, molecular function: cell-cell adhesion mediator activity. Gene Ontology annotation, cellular component: axon; plasma membrane. The record is from RefSeq and is a predicted model, not a curated record. The transcript is spliced from 3 exons. Lineage: Eukaryota; Metazoa; Arthropoda; Arachnida; Scorpiones; Buthidae. Bases 48 to 545 code for a protein of 165 amino acids. Gene Ontology annotation, biological process: homophilic cell-cell adhesion; axon guidance; dendrite self-avoidance.
UCAAGGAUAAAAAUUCAUUUCCUGAUUAUCUUAAUUUAUAUUUGAAAAUGUAUGUGAUAACCUAUCCUUUAUGUAUCUUGGCCAUCGAAUUUUUCAUCGUAAUCUUGGGAGAACCACCAAAACUUCAGCCGUUUACAUUUCCGGAAACAGUGACUUUCGGCGAUAGGGUGAAUGUUAUAUGUGGUAUAAAAUCUGGAAUGAAACCAUUAAAUUAUAAAUGGUUAAAAAACGGAAAGAUGUUAUUGAGCACUGAUAAUUUGACUAUAGAUAUGCAAACAGAUUAUUCUGUUCUAACGAUAGUGCCAUCAUCUAGAAAUGAUGCUGGAAAUUAUACAUGUCUCGUUGAAAAUAAAUUUGGUAAAGAUUCUUUUACAGCUCAGCUCUUUCUAAAAGCUCCUCCUGUAUGGAUAAAAUAUCCUAAAGAUUUGAAAAUAGUUCAAGGAAGUUGUAUAGAAGUAGAAUGCAGAGCUGAAGGUCUUCCACAACCUGAAAUAAUUUGGAAAUUAAGAACAGGUAUGAAAAUUCAUGAAAGAAUUUUAAAUUAAUGAAUCGAAAUUAUUGUU